Messenger RNA from Cercopithifilaria johnstoni, 1155 nucleotides. NCBI's taxonomy places the organism in Eukaryota, Metazoa, Nematoda, Chromadorea, Rhabditida, Onchocercidae. The record is from the annotation of a GenBank genome assembly.
AUGUUGAAUUUAAAAAAAUGGAUAUCAAUUGAAUCAGGCGCAUACUUACCAAACAAAUCAAUUGGACAGAUGAUGAAAAAUCGUGAGUUGGGAAAGCGUAGGAGACAGUACGGUGACUGUACAAUGACUGCCUCAAACAGAAACGGUUCUUUCACUAUGGCUGAAAAAGCUAAUCUUGCUAAUAGAUUUUUUCCAAAUCGAGAUGACAUGAUAUCCGUAAGUCAAUGUACAUUGUUACGCUGUAUGCAUUUGAAUUCCGAUCGAUUGGUUUCUCUAAGUCAAGAUAACAUUCUAAACUUUCAUUUGCGAAAUAGUUCACAACAUUAUGAAUUGUUGAAUAGAACUGACCUUCCAAGUGCUAAUAGUAAUGUUGUUGAUAUUGCUAGUGGUUCAAUGGGUGAACAUCUUGCUUACACAACACUUGACGCAUACGUUUACUACUUUCAUAUUGAUCGAAUACGACAGGCAGCACGUUGGAAUUUAUUUCAUGCAAUACAACCAAUAGCAGCUUUACGAUGGAAUAUAUGUUCAUCCAUAUGCUUCAACAUGGAUGAUAACUAUCUUUUAGUUGUUGAAGCAGGCGGUCGUAUAAGCAUUAUAAGUACCAAAGAACCAAGUCGUUAUUCAUUUCAAGCUCAUCAAAGAGAUAUUAGUGCAAUCAGUUCCUCCAAAGUUAAUCCUAAUAUUUUUUACACUGGAAGUCCCGAUGGUUUCUGGAAAGUGUGGGAUAGUCGUUCAAACAGCAAUCGCGUUCCAGUUCAAAUGCAUGCUUCUCGUUCAUUAUAUAAUGUUGCUAAUAUAGAUAGUGAUAGUCAAGAUAAGUAUGUUGUUACAUCCUAUACUUCCGGUACCAGAAUUGAUGCAUGGGACUUACGAUUUUUCGGGAAUCAACCAUUUGUUAUCUAUCGGGAUGAAGAUGAAGCAACGACACCUUUUGCCAGAGGGAUGAGUAACAAAUCGGAUUUCUUAUGGCGAGCCAGAUUUUCACCGCAGAUUACUGGACAUCGUUAUGUAUAUGCUAACAGUUCAAGUGGAAAUAUUUACAUUUUUGAUAUUACCACCGGUGAAACGCAACGACUUCACAGACAUGGAACUCUAAUAUGUGAUUCUACUUGGCAUCCAAAUAUCUCCGAAAUAGCUUGCGGAACAGUAUGA